Brenthis ino (lesser marbled fritillary) is the source of this 312-nucleotide messenger RNA. Lineage: Eukaryota; Metazoa; Arthropoda; Insecta; Lepidoptera; Nymphalidae. The record is from the annotation of a GenBank genome assembly.
AUGUUAGCGAGACGGUAUCUUGCGUGGAGAUUAGCUGUGGAGGCUGACCAUGAUGAGGAGCGACAGGAGCUCGUAAAGAGGCGAAAAUUAAAUGUGCCCAGCCGUAUCUCUGACACUCACUUUGUGCAGCGGUAUCGGCUAACCAAGGAGGGAUUUAUGUUUCUCUGUGAGACCUUAAGGGAAAAUACAAACCUUAGGGGUUCACAAAGAAUAUCAUUGGAGACUAAGGUACUAAGUGCGGUGUUAUUUUACGCCAAAGGGGGACUACCAGAGAGUGGUUGGGAUUGCCAACUCUCUAUCACAAGAGGCAAU